AGAAACCACCUGUGAAAAGCGUAUGCCUGAAGCAAUUUAAUCAAAUUGCAUACAGAACAACUAAAACCACGAUCAAGUGUGAUUACAAAGGAGACAACGAACCAUUUUUUUUCUGCAAAGAGAAUAACUCUGUCUGUGAGAACAUGGUAUCAGCAGAAUCUCCUCGACAGUCAAACAGAUUCACUUUCACAAAGACAAACAGAAACUUCAGCCUGUCCAUCAGUAAUGUGUCCUCACAGGAUGAAGGUGUCUACUGGUGUGGAGUGAAAUUAAAAAAGGAGGUUGUGAUCAAAAAAAUACACCUGACUGUCAAAGCUAUUACUAAUUUCACAAGAUCACCAGCUGCUGGUCAGAACUUCACAUACUGGUGUAAAUGCGAACACGAUGCCUCACCUUCAAAAUCAAUCUGUAAGGGAGACGAUCCAUCUAUAUGUCAGCCUCUAGUAACAACCAGUGAGCCUGAUAAGAACAAGAAGUUUUUCAUAAAUGAUAAAGACAAGACAAAUAUCACUGUUACAAUAGUAAAUGUAACAGCAGAUGACAGCGGGACAUACUGGUGCGGAGCGAAAAGCGACGACCAACACAGAAGUAACGCAUUCUGCAACAGACUGAACUUGACUGUAGGGUCACCACCAACAUCCACGUCUCCCAUUUCAUCAACUACAGCGACGACUACAGCUGCAGCUGCAGCUGCUGGGAGACGUGGCGUCUCUGAGGCCAUCAUUUCUGUGAUCGUCUGUGUGGCUGUGCUGCUUUUUGUGAUACUGAUGAUCCUAAUCUAUAAACGAUUUUCAGAUUCAAAAAACACAGGAAAUGGUGCAGCAGCAUGCCGUACCAAAGAGGAUUGUACCUAUGAGGAGAUACAGGAGCGCCUCCAGCUGCCAGACUCAGAAAAUGCAACAAACACAAUUUAUGCCACUGUCAGCUCUCCAAACCCCGCGCCCUCGACACAUUACGCUACCAUUAACUUUCAAAACUCCGAUGAAGCUGCUGGUGAGACAGUCAGACUCAGCUACUCUGCCUGUGAAUAUUCUACUGUGAAGUUUCCCAAAUGUCCAACUGACUCGAGUGACACCCAACUGUACCGGCCGACCGAGGAGCCUCUCUACUCCACAGUCAACAAGCCAAGAAAAUGAGAUCAUUUAUUUAAAGAAUAUAACAGAUUUAUAUAUAACAAAUAAUGUAUUUAGUGUUUGAGUCACAGUGAUUUUGUGAUGGUGUUUUUGCUGUUCUGAGAGCUUAGAUUUUGUUUGCCUGUGAAGAUGAUUAUUAAAGCCUAUCAGGAGGAUACGGACCUGCCUCUUUCACAGGAGGAGAAGCUCACAAAGAGGUCGAGUGCUUUUGUACCACACUGUGGUACGAUACACAACACCCACACUGAGAUCCACUGAAUUUAAACACAAUGAAUGUGAAUGUAUCCUAAGCAUCUGAAUUGAAUAAUAAUAUAUCAAAAGAAUUAGCUGUUAUUUAUAACUUAACUCUGUACAGCACAGCGUUGCUCCUGGGCAACAACAUGCCCAGUACAUGUGAAAUGAACUGAGCCAACCAAUCAGAGUGUUGGAAAAGGUAUCAAAUUUCAGUCGGAUAAGAUGUUUGAGUCACUAUCAAGCAUUGUUAGUAAGGUGGGGCAUUCUGUUCUUACAUAUGGUCACUGGACCACAUGGUGUUCGAAGCUGCCAUUGUAAUUGUAAUUAAAAUGACAAACUGUAAAUAAAAGAGUACAUGUGAGUGUAAGAAGAUGUAGAAGGUUUUUUUUCAG
Oreochromis aureus is the source of this 1759-nucleotide messenger RNA. RefSeq names its product CMRF35-like molecule 8. The record is from RefSeq and is a predicted model, not a curated record. The coding region runs from base 144 to 1136 and encodes 330 amino acids. The transcript has 7 exons. Lineage: Eukaryota; Metazoa; Chordata; Actinopteri; Cichliformes; Cichlidae.